Messenger RNA from Pungitius pungitius (ninespine stickleback), 3604 nucleotides. RefSeq names its product diacylglycerol O-acyltransferase 1. Bases 371 to 2863 code for a protein of 830 amino acids. Gene Ontology annotation, cellular component: endoplasmic reticulum membrane. Gene Ontology annotation, biological process: triglyceride biosynthetic process; G protein-coupled receptor signaling pathway. NCBI's taxonomy places the organism in Eukaryota, Metazoa, Chordata, Actinopteri, Perciformes, Gasterosteidae. The transcript has 22 exons. The record is from RefSeq and is a predicted model, not a curated record. Gene Ontology annotation, molecular function: diacylglycerol O-acyltransferase activity; G protein-coupled receptor activity.
CUGCCGGAUCAUUAUAGUGUGGCUAGUGGUUCAUUCGUUGACCCUUUCGUUGAGUCAAAAUAGACCUCCCGGUGUUAUUGUUUAGCCCCCUCGCGCUUUUUAUCCAGCGGGGUUUCGGGGUGAGCCGCCCGCACUGAAGGUGUGACUCACCUGUCGGUUGUAGCGCGCGGCUCGUCAGCCACUUCACGUGACGUCAGCCGUGCUGCGGGGCGGGUUGCUUCGGUGGCCCUGUUCACUUCCCCACUUUUUCUCCCACUUCUCCCACGCUGGUGGAGUAGCAACAGGCAUGGCGCGGCCGCGCAGUGGACUUUAGAAGCAGGCUUUGAGGUACAUUUCACGACAGGUUUUGGUUUCUGCCUGCGUCGUCUUCAUGCGGGAGUCGGAGGCCACCGAGGCCCCGGCGGCUCUCAGGAGGCGGGCGACUUUCGCGGCGGGGUUAGGCGGGAGUCUGCGGCCGACGGACGGGACGCCCGCGGCGGCUCUGCAGAGCUCGCUGGCCGCUGACGUCAGCAGGGGAAACGGCCCGCUGGAAACAGUCCGCUCCAGGUCGAAGGGUGAGAAACGCAAACGCAGGAGUGACAUCAGCGAUAGGCUGAGUUGUCAUAAGACACAGGAGUCCCUGCUGAGUUCAACCAGUGGUUACAAUAACUACAGAGGAAUCCUCAACUGGUGUGUGGUCAUGCUGGUGUUGAGUAAUGCUCGCCUCUUCUUAGAAAACCUGUUACGGUAUGGUGUUUUGGUGGAUCCUAUUCAGGUGAUUGCCUUGUUUCUGAAUGAUCCCUACAGCUGGCCUGCAGCAUGCCUGGUUAUUGUAUCCUUUGUGUUCGUUCUGGUUGCUCUCUACACAGAAAGGCAGCUAUCGAAGGGUUCAUUCACUGAAGUUGUGGGAUUUCUGGUCCACUGCAUUAACAUGGCAAUCAUGCUAACACUGCCCGCUGCAGUGGUCCUAUUGGUCCCUUCCGUGACCCCAGUUGGCGGCGCGUUUGUCCUUGGUACUUACACCAUCCUCUCCCUAAAGCUUUACUCCUAUAAGGACGUCAACAUGUGGUGCAGAGAGCUGAGCAUGAUCAAAGCCAAGAAGUUAGCCAGGUCUCUCUCUUGUCCCUCAGCACAGCACUUCAACGAAGCCGAACGUAAAGUGUGUUACCCUGGCAACCUCACCAUCAGAGACAUGUUCUACUUUGUCCUUGCUCCAACUCUGUGCUAUGAGCUCAACUUCCCCCGCUCUCCUAAUAUUCGCAUGAGUUUCCUGCUGAGGAGACUGCUUGAGAUGCUUUUCUUCAUCCAGCUGUUGGUUGGUCUCACCCAACAGUGGAUGGUUCCCAUUAUUCAAAGUUCCAUGAAACCACUAGAGGACAUGGAUCUGUCCAGGAUGACUGAGAGACUUCUACGAUUAGCUGUCCCGAAUCACUUGCUGUGGCUGAUGUUUUUCUACGGCUUCUUCCACUCAUCCAUGAACUUCACCGCUGAGCUGCUGCGCUUUGGAGACCGACAGUUCUACAAUGAUUGGUGGAACUCUGAGACGGUGACACAUUUCUGGCAGAACUGGAACAUCCCGGUACACAAGUGGUGUAUUCGGCACUUUUACAAGCCGCUGCUUAGGAGAGGAUUCAGUAAAGUAGUCAGCCAAUCGGCAGUCUUCUUUCUGUCUGCUUUUUUCCAUGAGUACCUGGUCAGCGUUCCUCUGAGGAUGUUCAGACUUUGGGCCUUCAUGGGCAUGAUGGCUCAGUCUCUGCACCAAACUAGGAUCAUCACCAUCACCAUCAUGAUUGACUUCAACAACACCGAGUCCUGGCGUGUUAUCAAUACUUCACUUCCCACGGUGCCUGUAGUAGCCAGUCCCAGUAACAGCAGUGGCAUGGAGGCCUAUCUUCAAAGACUGGCUCAUUUGGACGAGGGGCUCUACAACGACUUCUACGGCCUUUGGAUUGCACUGAUGGUCAUCAACUCUCUAAUAUUCCUGGUGGGCAUGGUGCUAAACACCGUUGCACUCUUUGUUUUCUGUUUCCGCACCAAGCCAAAGACCACCUCUGUGAUCUACACCAUCAACCUGGCGGUGACCGACCUCUUGGUGAACCUGUCGCUGCCGACUCGCAUCCUGCUGUAUUACAGCGGGGGAGCUUGUCUCACCUGCUCCUACCUGCACAUCUUCAGCUACUUUGUCAACAUGUACUGCAGCAUCUUGUUCCUGACCUGCAUAUGUGUGGACCGUUACCUCGCCAUCGUGCAGGUUGAAGCGUCCCGUCGGUGGAGGAACUCCAGUGUGGCGAAAUGCGUGUGUGUCUCCGUCUGGCUGUUUGCCAUCGUGGUCACCUACUCCUUCCUUUCCACCGCUUUCCAGCACCCGGGCUGCUGCCUGUCAAAACUCCUCUUCCUCACCAUCACUGAGUUCUUUCUGCCCCUCCUCAUCAUCAUGGCGUUCACGUUGAGAAUUAUGUGGGCACUGGCCGACCGCCGCCUGAUGCAGCAGAGCAGGGAGCGGAGGAGGAGGGCUGUCCAGCUGCUGACCACAGUGCUGAUCAUCUUCACUGUCUGCUUCACACCCUUUCACAUCAGACAGGUGGUGGUGUACUUCCACCCUGACAUGCCUCACCACGUGAUAGCAUAUCACUUGACUGUCACUCUCAGCAGUUUGAAUAGCUGUAUGGAUCCCGUCGUCUACUGUUUUGUGACAAAUAAUUUUCAGGCCACCGUGAGAAAUAUUUUCCGCCGAGCAGAGCGCGAAAACACUAGCGGCGACAUCAUCAGCAUGCAGCCGAGCUCCAAGGCCUCAGGUGGGACAGCGAAUGCCAUCGCUAACAAUUCGAUCAUGAUGACCAAGAUGCCCACUACAUUGCAGAGAGGCAAUCUGGGGAAGAACUAAACACUGUAAAUCCUCUUUCACAUGGAGAGAAGAACACUGAGAGUUAGAGUGAUGAGUUGCCUGGACAAGGUGGUUGAUAUUUCUGGAGUCUGUGACAUGUGGACCACAUGUUGUUUAUUUAUAAUAAUAGUAUUAUUAGUAUUAUUAUGAAUAGUAAUAAUAUUAAGCUGAUUGAUUAAUACUGAAAAUAAUAUUUAAUGUAAUAGUAGCUAUAGUAUGACUGUGUCUAGAUUGUUCUUUUCAAUUGUUAAUACUUUGCAACACAUCAUGGACAGUCUUAACUGUUGCACUGUGUUAAAGUAUUUUUCAUACUGUAUGUUAUCCCUUAAAUAAAUCACCUAGAACGAGAGAGUGAGCACAAUUGCACCUGCAGAGACAACCGCUGACAAUAACAUUUAGUCAUUGGCUGUUGGCCAGAACAGAAAUGCACAACUUCAACAGUGAAAAGCAAUGUAAAACAGACCACACUUGUAUUUAUUUACCACAUGGAGAUAUAGUGAAAGAUGUUUUUGCCUGGAUAAACUUUGUGACCACCUCAGAAUAUCCACUGGAGGGAAAUUGGCAAGGAGAAUCCCCUUUAUGCAGCAGAGGGCAACAUUGCACUCCAAGACCACCACACCGUAAGAAACCAAACGCUCUCUCUCACUAAACACUUUAUGAUUUUAUUUUAUCUUCAACAAUUAGAAGCUCUCUUUGCAGGUCAAAUGUCUCAUUAAAUGCCUCAUAUAUAAAUGAGAAAUA